GUGCACAGCGGCGGGAGUUCGAUCACAGCUCGUCGCAGAUAGACGUUUUCCGAUGGGACAUCCAUCAUCAGAUUUGGGUAGAUCUGAAGUACCCAUUACGCUUGAAAACUUGGAACUGCCUUCUGAAAUCCUGGGGACCGGAUCCUUUGCCUUCAACCGCGAACGACAACUUCCAAGUAGAGACGUUGAAAAUCCUUCUGAUUAUGUGGUCUCGCAGGAUCAUAGCCCCUUACCACGAGACUUUGCUUGUCUAAUCGCUCAUCAGGGAAGACUAUUUGUUUUCGGUGGCCGAAGUGAAUGUUCCGAUCGGAGCGGAUACGAUGUGUACGACUCAGCUAUCUGGGAGUUGGUGCCGAUAUGUGUGAAGCGAGAUAAUUGGACCAACAUGGACAGUACUCUUGAUGUUCCGGAUGACUUUUCUACUUCAUUUUCACCCUCGGAAUGUAAAAGUUGCACGACGCAACGUCUUGCUGAGGCGAGUGCGUAUGGCGAUCUGCUGAAAAUGGCUUGGGAAGAGGAAACAGGUAACUGGGCCAGUCCGGAAUCUUGGGCCGUUUCCCCACCCCGUCCCUGUUGUUUGUGGAGGCUUUUCUGUCCUGUUGACAAGGGCUCGAUGGAACAGUUUCAAGAAAGGAGAAACAACCGUAGUCGACACCUCAGCUCUACCAGUGUGUCAUCUUCCCGUUGGGCAACUGGAAGGGCUACCUGGGUGCGGUUACAUCCUGGACACGGUCUUCAGCUUCCAGACCAUUUGUUGCCACGCCUAUUUGAAUCUGCUGCACACCAAAGGAGUACCAAGAGUCUUUCAUCCCUGUCGUCACCCUACGGUCGCAGGAGUCUUUCAUCUUGGGCUUUCCAAGGUCAGCUGUAUAUUGGUUUCGGCACUGUACGUUGUCAGACCCGUGAAUCAUGGCAGCUACACUACCAUGAUAUUUGGCGGUUCGACUUAGCCGACAAAACCUGGUCCGUAGUUGAGACACUGGAAUGCACCGAUCGAAUACACCUGCCUUCUGCACGUCGACGGGCGGUGGCCAGUCUGUACAUACCACGGCCAUCCAGAUCUAUUCUUGCCGAUGAAUAUUCCGCAUUCCGUCCACAAGUCUUUCUGUUUGGUGGCACUCAGCCUCGUCUCCUGUACAAAACGGUUGCAACCGAUGUUGGAAGUUUAUUCCGUCGUAAUGCCGGCGUACGUCAGCAUACCACACGACAAUUCGCAGUUUCAGAACCGAUUAGUCAAAACCGCAUGUUACAUCUUGUUGAUGGUGACACAGUCUCGUUGUCCAUGUAUCCCUCGGGCGUUCCAAAGACGUCUGUUGGUUCCAACGACCAUAUCUCUUGUCCGAUCGUGAUCCUCGUGGUUGGUUAUCCACGUCCUCAAACUUCUGAAUACUCGGACACGCUGUUUCAUCUCUUCUUAGUCCUUCCGUCCACAUCUGCUUCCAUUAUGGCCAACUCAUCCACUCUAGGCUGCAACUACCCUGCCACAUCAUUGAUCAUUUGCGUGAUAGGUUGGUCGGAUUUGACUGUCUUAUUCUCCCGAACAAAUGUUGAACCUACCCCCACCGUAUUCGACUCCCAUGGCCUCCUAGAUCGGUUGUUAUGCAAUGCGGACACCGAUUCCGGAAUAGAUCGGGUCCAGAUCUAUAAUGCGCUUCGUUGUUCUUGGCUGACUUUUGAAAAAUGUUCCAUGCAAACUUCUCCCGAAAGGAAUACGGACGAUGGACAUCGUCUGCGAAUGUUGGUCAUUCGGUCACCGGAGACGUCGGCCACACUUGUGUUAGAAGCGGAUCCACAAACAAGACGAACUGCAUCAAGUUCAAGAGGUGAUUCCUGCCUGUUGUUGCGUCAGUCCUACAAACUUUACAUCAGUGGUCUGGUUUACCCUGACUUGUCAGACUGCGUCCGAACCUCCGAGUGGUGCAUGAUAGCCCCAUGGGUUACCUCGGUGCUAGUGAGUUCUGUCAGUCUGCUCAUACAGUCCAUGGACCAGAUAGUAAACCUUGGAGGUGAUUUGUCGUCCUAUGAGCCACUGAUUUCCAAACGAUCGUUGCUCUCUGUCACCGGUCAUUUCGAUGCCCAGCUCUGGAUUGAUUCAGCUCAGUUGACACUUCCAACCCCGCCGUCGUCCAUUCGCUCAUUCCCAAUAGUGGUCCCACAAGAGCUAGACAAAGAACCACCAUCAAUGGCACUUUUCCUGCAGCGGGUGUUGCCACAGCUGCGCGAUGUAUUGGAGUCAGGUUUCUCUGUUGUUUCUCCAAUUUCUUUCCCACGGUCCACACAGCCCCCAUCUUUGGGAACCGAACAACUGGAUAGCCAGGCUCUGAGGAAAGCUCGGAGGCCCAGUCUUCACGAAGUCGUGAUCAAUCUGCCGUCUACCUCCCUCGGUCAGCGCGAACCGAUCAGUGCGGACGGUUGCCCAUACUCCCGUUUUAUGUGUUCAUUUCUCAACCAAAGCCAUCAGCAGAUUCACGCGAACGAUAUGGACGACCACUCAGAUGACUCAGUGGACAAUCCACCCGAUUCUAUUCUCCUUUCCAACGAGAGCGACUCGGAUUCUGAGAACGAUCUCUCAUGUGAAUCUGUUAUGAUCGAAACGGUUGGAUCUCUGGUGAAAGGAAAAGAAAAAUUGUUCGAGUUAGCCGACUUUUAUGUAAUGCGGCUAAAUACAACUUUGUACGACCUAUGUCUGCGACGUAUGCGCUCUCUGGACCGGAGUACAAUACCCAUGCUUUCCGAACUACCCAGGAAGAUCAUCUACGAUCUUUAUAGCGUUGCUCCGCCCUCUUCUACGUCCGAUUUUCCUGAACGAUAGGGGAUCUUCAACAAACUACCCUGUCCACACAAGGUUUCAAAAGCAUUCGGCAUACAAGCUCAGUUUGUCCAACAGCUCCGGAUUUUCCAUCUAAACUCAAUUAUCUGCGACACGUUUUGACGAAUUGACGCCUUCCAUCGCCUAACUCUCCAACGUUGUAAAUAUGUCUAUCGCUUUCUUUUAUUCUCAUGUACUUCUCGUUUCCAAAAAUCGCGAUGUGGGUAAUGUUGGCGGAAUUUCAAACGGUUAUUUUCUUUUUCCCAUCUACACAGGCUAUCAAGCGCGAUAUGUCCCUAUGAGUUGCCUGUGUGGUUAUGGGUGUGGUGAAGGGUUGUAUUACUUAGCUUUGUGUGUUGCCGCCAUUCGAGUAUGUUCCCUAUUCCAGCUGAAACAUUUACCGUGAGCCUUAUAGUGGUGUUCACGCCACACCUUCCUCGUUCUUAUUUUGAUUGUUCACGUUUUUCAGAACUUGUACGCGUCGGUGUGUGUACAAACUCCCGACAAAUAUUGACGGAAGCUCCGAAUGACGGUGCAGUUAUCCACUAAUGUUCUCAUACUUGUGUUGAUAUCAUUGAUACUGAUAAGGAUGGUUGAUCAAAA
This is a messenger RNA of Opisthorchis viverrini, 3412 nucleotides long. RefSeq lists its product as hypothetical. Gene Ontology annotation, molecular function: protein binding; chromatin binding. NCBI's taxonomy places the organism in Eukaryota, Metazoa, Platyhelminthes, Trematoda, Opisthorchiida, Opisthorchiidae. The transcript has 10 exons. The coding region runs from base 53 to 2812 and encodes 919 amino acids. The record is from RefSeq and is a predicted model, not a curated record. Gene Ontology annotation, cellular component: cytoplasm.